AUGGUAGUGACCUCUUCUGCCCUUCUCCUCCUCUUUUCUCUCUGGAGACACAAAAGGCACAUGCAGACAAACUCAGGGAAGAAUCUCAAUGUGGAUGCACACAUCAAAGCCAUGAAAAACAUUAUGUUCUUCCUCUUCAUUUACAGCAUUAACUUUACAUAUUUGGCCUUGAAUAUGAUGACAAAGAAGGAUGAUCAUGUGAAUUUUUUCAUUUCAGUACUUCAGUAUACUUUUCCGACUGUCCAUUCCCUUAAUCUGAUUUUGAGUAACCCCAAACUGGAAAAGACACUGCUGAAGGCUCUGUCCUGUGUGAAGUGCAAGGUUAUCAUGAGGAAGGAACUGUAA
Molecule: messenger RNA, 345 nt
Organism: Apaloderma vittatum (bar-tailed trogon)
Lineage: Eukaryota; Metazoa; Chordata; Aves; Trogoniformes; Trogonidae
Product: taste receptor type 2 member 125-like
Exons: 1
Coding region: 1-345 (114 amino acids)
Biological process (GO): detection of chemical stimulus involved in sensory perception of bitter taste; sensory perception of taste; G protein-coupled receptor signaling pathway
Cellular component (GO): membrane
Molecular function (GO): G protein-coupled receptor activity; bitter taste receptor activity
Source: RefSeq, a predicted model, not a curated record